AAUCACCACCACCCACUACGAUUGGACAGAUUCCUUCGUGGCGUGGGCUGCAUCAUCAUUUAUUGCGUGUUCAACAAACCGCGGGUUUAUAUAAGAGGGACCGUCGUUUUACCACGACAGUUCAGUAUACCGAAAAGAAUUAUCACGUAAGGAUGGCCCUAGAACGUCAAGUCCGCGCUAAGAUCGCAGCCAAACGUAAUCCCGAACAAGAACGGGAAGCUCAGGAAUGGAUCGAGAGCGUUCUCGGUAAAAAAUUUCCACCUGGCGAAGUAUUCGAGGAUGUUUUAAAGGACGGUCAAGUGCUUUGCCAUUUGAUGAACAAAAUUUCACCGGGAUCUGUUGCAAAGAUCAACACUUCCGGGGGACAAUUUAAAAUGAUGGAAAAUAUCAACCUAUUUCAGAAAGCAUUGAAGGAUUAUGGUGUGGAUGACGUUGAUGUUUUCCAAACUGUCGAUCUAUGGGAGAAAAAAGAUAUAGCCCAAGUUAUCACCACUUUAUUUGCUCUUGGUCGUACGACUUACAAACACCCAGAAUGGAAGGGACCAUAUCUAGGACCUAAACCAUCAGAAGAAUGCAAACGUGAAUUUACGGAAGAACAAUUGCGUGCCGGUGAAUCUGUGAUUGGUCUACAAGCCGGUUCGAACAAAGGUGCAACUCAAUCUGGCCAAAGUAUCGGUGCCACUCGUAAAAUUCUCCUUGGAAAAUAAUUCCAUCGAUUAGAGAGAGAGAAUAUAUAAAACGAAAGAAGAAAAAAAAAAACAUAUUUAUAUUUUAUAUUUAUGUACAUAUGUAUGUAAUUAUUGUAUCUCUUUUUUUUAAACAAAGAUAUUAAUUAUUUAAUUAA
Polistes canadensis is the source of this 844-nucleotide messenger RNA. RefSeq names its product muscle-specific protein 20 (gene Mp20). Lineage: Eukaryota; Metazoa; Arthropoda; Insecta; Hymenoptera; Vespidae. The record is from RefSeq and is a predicted model, not a curated record. The coding region runs from base 153 to 707 and encodes 184 amino acids. Gene Ontology annotation, molecular function: protein binding. The transcript has 4 exons.